AGUGUGCGACGGCUCCGGAGUGGUUUUGGUUCUUUCAAAACAACAUGACAGCCGCUUUAAAACAAUCUUUAAAAGCUCAUUUUGGAUUUGACGGGUUUAGAUCGAAGCUGCAAGAAGAUGUGGUUAAGGCAGUUGUCAGACGUGACAGGGAUGUGUUUGUGUGUAUGCCCACUGGAGCUGGGAAGUCUCUGUGUUACCAACUCCCUGCUGUGCUGGCAGAGGGCAUUACUCUGGUCAUAUCUCCUCUCAUCGCCCUCAUCCAGGACCAAGUGGACCGCCUGAAAAGCUUGAAUAUCCCUGCUUGUUCUAUUAACUCUAAGCUGCCGGCUGCAGAGCGCCGUCUGAUCAUGGCGGACCUGGAGAGCAGCAGACCAAAGCUGAAGCUGUUGUAUAUUACCCCAGAGAUGGUGGCUUCCCCGUCCUUCCAGCCGUGCCUCUCAGGGCUGUGCUCCCGUGGUCUGUUGUCCUACCUGGCUGUGGAUGAGGCUCACUGUGUGUCUCAGUGGGGCCAUGACUUCAGACCAGACUACCUCAAACUGGGAGUGCUCAGGGCUCGGUUACCUGGAGUGCCCUGUCUGGCCCUGACUGCCACAGCGCCUAAGAAUGUCCAGGAGGACAUAGUUCAGUCUCUCCAGCUGCAGCAGCCUCUCUCCUUUAUUACACCCGUGUUUCGCAGUAACUUGCACUACGACGUCAUCUUCAGGGAACUUCUGCCAAACCCUUUUGUUCACCUCCAUGCCUUCAUCAAACAGGCCCUCACACUCGCCAACGGUGCCAAUGAUCAGGGCUGUGGGAUUGUUUACUGCCGAACCAGAGAGAACUGUGAGACUGUUGCCCACCAGUUAACUAAACUAGGAGUGUCUGCUAAACCGUAUCAUGCAGGGUUAAAAGCAGGAGAUCGUACAGAGGCCCAGAAUGACUGGAUGCAGGGUAAAGUUGUGGUUAUUGUAGCCACCAUCAGCUUUGGCAUGGGCGUGGACAAGGCCAACGUCAGAUUUGUAGCUCAUUGGAACCUCGCUAAGUCCUUGGCCAGUUACUACCAGGAGUCGGGUCGAGCGGGCAGAGAUGGUCUCCCGUCUUCCUGUCGUACAUAUUACUCUGCCAAAGAUAAAGAACAGAUCAGCUUUCUCAUCCAACAGGAAGUCGGUCGCAGACAGCAAAAACGCGGGUCCAUAAAAGAGUCCGAUAAAGCUGCUAUGAAAGACUUCGAAGCCAUGGUCAAGUUCUGUGAGCAAGAGGGGUGCCGCCAUGCCACUAUCUCCAAGUUCUUCGGGGACCAGCCUCCAAAGUGCGGUGGGAAGUGUGACUUCUGCUCUAACCCCAAAGUGGUGCGCGCUCAGAUUGCCCGCGCCGCCGUCCUCAGCAGCAAGAGCCACGCCCACACGGAGAAGGCAGCCGGGCCCUUCGGAUUCAUCCCAGACCAGUACGAGGGCGGCAGGAAGGGCUACGGCUUUGAGAGGUAUGACGAAGACGAAGGCGGUAGCAGCGCUGAGAACGAGGCCAUGCACAGGAAGAAGGAGUUUUCAGAUCUCUACAAGAAGCAGAUGAACAUCAGAAAGGGAGCUGUGAGUCAAGCGGAGGAGUUUGUUCCACCAGACGCUGACUGUCCGCUGAAGGAGGCGAGCAGUCAGAGGAUCCCCAGACUCACAGUGAAGGCCAGAGAGCACUGUUUGUCUCUCCUUCAAGAGGCAUUAUACAGCCACCAGGGGGCAGGCACCAUGUUGCCCUCUGAUUUCCUGUCUGUUGCUGUGGAUCUGGAACAUGAGGUCUUCAGAAGCAGCAAGACUUCCAAUACUUACAAAGCUGCUGUCCUUAAAAAGGUGUCAAAGAUGAAGGAAAAGACGCCCGCUGCAGUGAAGAGAGGAGAGGAGGAGCCAGAGCAGAGCAGAGAGGAGGAGAGCAAAGAGAACAACACAGAAGUACAAGAGGAAACGACUAAAGAGGAGGCUCCUUCAUCAUCGUCUUCAGCAAAUAUGGGGUUCACGUCCGCGUCAGAAAUCUAUUCAAUGAAGCGCAAGAGAGUGGGUGCAGGUCAGCGGGGCUCGUCCAACCCCCUUCAGACGGCUAAAGAGCUCCUAAAAACAUCCACUGGCCAAUCAGAAUCAGAGUCUGAACACCCUACAGACGCCGACUUCUCUGUGACGGCAUCGAUACGAGCCAGAGCCAAGGCCACAGCCACAGCCACAUCCUCCUCCUCCUCCUCCUCAAACAGCCCGACGAAGAAACCCAAAGCUCUGACCAAGAAGCAGCAGAAGUUAGCGGACGCUGCCAAAAUCUCUCGGACAAUUUCUCAAUAUUUUACCAAGAAAGAAACAAAAUGUGAAAACACAAACUCAGAAACUACAUUAUUUAAAACUGACACAGAUGACAGAAGUCCACCACACUCGCCAGUUUCUGAAGAUAUAAAAUCAAAUCCAGUGGAGGUGGAGAGUCCAGCUACGAUCACGAUAGACGCUGAUGAAGAUGUGAUGCUUAUACCUGAUGAAGAUAUGAUGCUUAUACCUGAUGAAGAUAUGAUGCUUAUACCUGAUGAAGAUAUGAUGCUUAUACCUGACGGGGAAGAGGAGGAGUUCGUGCGAGUACUUCCAGAGCCAAGCGUGACACCUGAACCAAACAAAAUGGAGGAAGUUGUGAAUCCACCUCCUACGCUAUGUGAGGUAACACGUGAAAUCAAACCAAAAAGAGAAAGUCCACCUCCUGCAAAGCGCAGUCGUCCAGCAGAGGGCAGCAGGCGCGUGACCUUUAACCCCCACAUAGACCAGAGGGCCUUACUUCCUGUGGCGGACCCUCCCAAAGCAGCAACACUCAAAGAGGCGGCCGAUAUAGUGGUUCGAUGUCUGGACCCUUUUUACACUCAGGGGAGGUUUUCUACGAAGGACCUGUUCAAAUCAUUCGCCCGCUUUUUAUCUCAUCUUCUCGCUGAGGGUGCAACAAAGGGAAGAGGGCAAAUCAAAGCCGAAGCCAAAGCUCUUAUCAAGAAAUUCUUCAGCAAAGUCCAGCGAUGUGAAAGUGAGAGCGACUGGAAGCACCUUAAAAAACCUGAGCACAGCAGCAAAACGGUGGACAACAAAGUCUAACAUUACAACAUUAUAUACGCCUGUCCCUGUGCCUAUAAGCUGCUGUAUUAUGAACCACAACCCGACGCGCCUGCUGUCUGUUAUUUUUGCUUUUUUGGUUAAAAAAAAGUGCAAUUUUUAACACAUCAAGGGAACAGACCAUUACAGCCGUAGCAGACAUAUUAUUCAACGUUAAUUUAUUUCUUCGACCAGUUUUAGUUAUCAUAUGAAUUUUAAGGAAUACUUGAAUUCAUGUUUGCUGACUAAAGUGCAGUUUUUUAUUUUAAACUCGUCUUAUAAUGUGAAAGCUACAUAAUUUUUACUAUUGGAAUCUAUCAGUCAUUUUUUAUUGCUGCUAUUAGAUGUGUUUGCACCAUAGAGUCAUAGGGAAGUGUGCAGAUAGCCUUAAUUAAAAUGUUGCUUUAUUGAGACGCCAGGAAUUACAGCUAUAGGUAAAGCUGUAGUCUCUGUCAGGUAGCGCUUUGUUUUGCCAACCAUCUAUGGAAACGGUUCGCUUGUCAUAGCCUGGUAAUAGUGUUGAUGAACCGUAGCCCCAGUGUUUACAAUAACGUUGCAUAUCCUAUUUUGGGAAUGGCAAUAUUAAAUUACAAUAAAUAAUAGCAAUAAAAUAAGUGAA
Boleophthalmus pectinirostris (great blue-spotted mudskipper) is the source of this 3693-nucleotide messenger RNA. It is a transcript of the gene recql5, whose product is annotated as RecQ helicase-like 5. Gene Ontology annotation, molecular function: ATP binding; four-way junction helicase activity; nucleic acid binding. Gene Ontology annotation, cellular component: cytoplasm; chromosome. Lineage: Eukaryota; Metazoa; Chordata; Actinopteri; Gobiiformes; Gobiidae. The record is from RefSeq and is a predicted model, not a curated record. Gene Ontology annotation, biological process: double-strand break repair via homologous recombination.